AACACAGAACCUGACUGAAGACAAGACCUAAGUCUUCUCUCUCACAGGAUCAGAGGCUGUAGCAAUGGAAGUGGUCUCAACCUCAGUUGGCAAGUUUACGGUUGAUCUUUUCAACAAGCUGAAUGAGACCAACAAGGGAAAAAACAUUUUCUUUUCCCCUUGGAGCAUAUCAGCUGCUCUGGCUCUGACAUACCUGGGUGCAAAAGGGAAUACAGCAACUGAGAUGGCAGAGGUUCUUCAUUUUACUCAAGCAGCAGGAGCUGAAGCCUCUUCUUCUGUGGCCAGGCCUUCUCGGGGGAGACCGAAGAGAAGAAAAAUGGAUCCUGAGAACAAGCAAGUUGCAGAUAUCCAUUCUGGCUUCAAAAAGCUCCUGACUGCCAUCAACAAAUCCAGAAGCACCUACUCGCUGAGAAAUGCCAACCGCAUUUACGUGGAAAAAAGCUUUCUUGUUAUUUUUCAGACCUAUAUACAGCUCAGUAAGAACUACUACAAAGCAGAACCACAGAAGGUUAACUUUAAGACAGCACCAGAACAAACUGGAAAGGAAAUCAACGCUUGGGUUGAAAAACAAACUGAGGGCAAAAUCAAGAAUUUGUUGAGUCCACGAGAUGUGUCAAACACCACCGAGUUGAUCCUGGUAAAUGCAAUUUACUUCAAGGCAGAAUGGGAAGUGAAAUUUCAGGGAGGACAUACAGAUCUGCAAGCCUUCCGACUGAGCAAGAACAAGACCAAGCCUGUAAAGAUGAUGUACAUGAGAAAUACAUUUCCAGUUCUCAUCAUGGAAAGAAUGAACUUCAAAAUGAUUGAGUUGCCAUAUGUGAAACAUGAACUCAGUAUGUUCAUCCUCCUUCCUGAUGACAUCAAAGACAACACUACGGGUCUUGAACAGCUGGAAAGAGAACUGACCUAUGAGAAGCUGUCCAAAUGGACUGAUUCCAAGAUGACUGAAACUCUUGUGGAUCUGUACCUACCUAAGUUCAAAAUGGAAGAGAGAUAUGACCUCAGUGAUAAUUUGGUCAGGAUGGGAAUGCACGGUGCCUUCAGCAGCAAUGCUGAUUUCAGUGGAAUGAUUGAGAAGGAUGUUCUGCAGAUCUCCAAAGUUUUUCACAAGUCUUUUGUCGCAGUUGAUGAAAAGGGCACUGAGGCAGCUGCUGCUACUGCUGUCAUUACAGAGUUAGCAAGUGCACCUGUUGGCCAUGUUCUGAAAUUUAAGAUUGAUCACCCUUUCUUCUUCUUCAUCAGACACAACAAAUCCAAGAGCAUCCUCUUUUUUGGUAGAUUCUGCUCUCCCCUAGAAUGAAUUAUUACUUGCUCUCAGACAGCAACCAAGGUUCACUGUUCAAUGGAAAAAUGUGAACUGCAGUGCUAAAAUCUCAACCUUAUGCCAUAUAGCCACCUCUACUGAAAGUGUAUGUUCUUUUCCCCCCAACCCCAAUCCCCCUCAAAGAAGGCAGCAUCCAGCAACUAUCCUGUGCCAUCAAAGAUCACUCUUUUACUGUUCCUUUCCAUUGUCCUAAUGAGACAGCCCUCCACAGAAAAUAGAGUGUGGAAUUUUGCUCCCUUGUAUCAAACCUGCUCUUCUGGCUUUGUUGUUUGAGAGUAAGGUGGAGUCAUAAAAGCCCUCUGCACCUAGCUAGAUGCCAUCAUCUAGCCUAUGUCAAAUGCUGACUUCAAGGGAAGCGCAGCUCAUUCUCUUGGCUCUCCCAGAGAGAAAAAAAACCCCAAAAAUUAAAAAAAAGAACUUGUAGAAACCUGUUUGACCUCUUUUCCUCACUGGGAAGUGAGGAAUUUGUAUUUCCUUAUGUUAAUUUCCAAUUUAGGACUGUUGGGAAUUAACAAAAUUUAAUACAAAUCCAGAAUAAUCUUAAAAUGCUCCUUACCUUCUCCUGUCUCACCACAUGUAUAUAGACACAUCACACUUCUUCUCUCCUGUUCCUUCAGCUACUUGAAAAAAUUAGGCUUUGAGGAAAAAUUGUCCAGCCCUUAACAUUUAAUUGCUGACUUCUAAUCAUCUUGCAUUUUUUCCUCAUUUUUCCAAACUUUGUAGUUUAAGGUUGCUGAGAGUCCCAACAACAAAAAAAUGCUAAGAAAACUAUGAGCAACAUGCCUUCUUGCUACCUUUUACUGAUAUGUAAUCUAAAUCUUUUAGAAUUUAAAUCUGCUUCCUCUUUUUAAUUUUACUUAAUUACACCUGUUUCCUGUCUAAUAUCCGCACAGCUUCCUUGCUACCUGUGUUAUUGACCAAUGUUUGAUUUGUACCUUAUGAGUGCAUCUCAGCAUAGAUAUUUGUGGUAUUGACAGAAACACCAGUGAAAAUUUGAUUGAUGCUUUACCUCAUAAUUUUACCAUGACCUGCAUUUA
Molecule: messenger RNA, 2361 nt
Organism: Neopelma chrysocephalum (saffron-crested tyrant-manakin)
Lineage: Eukaryota; Metazoa; Chordata; Aves; Passeriformes; Pipridae
Product: heterochromatin-associated protein MENT-like
Exons: 8
Coding region: 65-1300 (411 amino acids)
Biological process (GO): negative regulation of endopeptidase activity
Molecular function (GO): serine-type endopeptidase inhibitor activity
Source: RefSeq, a predicted model, not a curated record